Sporothrix schenckii 1099-18 is the source of this 489-nucleotide messenger RNA. RefSeq names its product acetate non-utilizing protein 9. Gene Ontology annotation, biological process: succinate metabolic process; mitochondrial respiratory chain complex II assembly. The record is from RefSeq and is a predicted model, not a curated record. NCBI's taxonomy places the organism in Eukaryota, Fungi, Ascomycota, Sordariomycetes, Ophiostomatales, Ophiostomataceae. Gene Ontology annotation, cellular component: mitochondrial intermembrane space; mitochondrion. The transcript is spliced from 2 exons. The coding region runs from base 1 to 489 and encodes 162 amino acids.
AUGCGCCCUUCACUCCGCUUCCUGGCCUCCGCUGCGGCGAGCCCCAAGUCGGGCAGUCUGCGGCCGGCGCCCAUGGCGCUUCUGCCGCCAAUUCCCCUGUACCGGCGGCUGCUGCGGGCGCACCGCAAGCAUCUUCCGCACGAGAUGCGCACGCUGGGCGACGAGUACAUCAAGGCCGAGUUUCGCGCACACCGCAAAGUGGACAACCCGCAGCAUUUGAUUGGCUUCUUGACCGAGUGGCAGCUGUAUGCGCAAAAAAUCGAGGGCGAUUCGUGGGUGGGCGAGAAGCUGGACCCGGUCAAGGUGGCCAAGAUGAAUGGUAAGUUUGCUCUCUCUGGCAAUUCUCUCCUGGCAAUGCUCAGUCUGCUUCGUGAAAUUAACGAGAACAUGGUAGAUCAACAAGUCGGCCAGCUGUACGAGCUGAUGGUGGCAAUACGAAAGCACCGCGCGGACGACGGCGAGGACCCAAGCGGACAGGAGACGGCAUAG